CCGAGGAGAGCUGCUGCGGCCGCUGUGCCGGCAGAGCGGCGAGUGAGGCGGGGAUGGCGGCGCGGCUCGCUUCGCGCGGGGUACACGGAGCUGCGGGCCAGCGCUCAUGGCUGCUGCUGGCGCCGCUGCUGUUGGUCCCGCUGCUGGCGCGGCCCGCCGAGGCCCUGGUGGAAGGGCUGUACUGCGGCACGCGCGACUGCUACGAGGUGCUGGGUGUGAGCCGCUCGGCCAGCAAGGCGGAGAUCGCGCGGGCCUACCGCCAGCUGGCCCGGCGCUACCACCCCGAUCGCUACCGGCCGGAGCCUGGGGACGGCCCCGGGGGUGCGCCGCCGAGCGCCGAGGCUUUCCUGCUAGUGGCGACCGCCUACGAGACGCUCAAGGAUGAAGAAACACGGAAGGAUUAUGACUACAUGCUGGAUCACCCAGAAGAAUACUAUAGCCAUUACUAUCACUACUACAGCAGGCGCCUAGCCCCAAAAGUGGAUGUUAGGGUGGUGAUUUUGGUCAGUGUGUGUGCCAUUUCAAUGUUUCAGUAUUUCAGCUGGUGGAAUAGCUACAAUAAAGCAAUCAGCUACCUGGCUACAGUGCCCAAGUAUCGCAUCCAGGCCGCAGAAAUCGCCAAGGAGCAGGGACUGCUCAAAAAAGCCAAAGAAAAAGGGAAAAACAAGAAGUCCAAAGAAGAAAUCCGUGACGAGGAGGAGAACAUCAUAAAGAACAUUAUAAGAAGUAAGAUAGACAUAAAGGGGGGCUACCAGAGACCUCAGGUUCGGGACCUCCUCUUGUUUCAAGUCAUCCUCGCCCCUGUUCACCUGUGCUCGUACAUAGCCUGGUAUUGCCGGUGGAUUUACAACUUUAACAUCAAAGGCAAAGAGUACGGGGAGGAAGAGAGACUUUACAUCAUCCGUAAGUCUAUGAAGAUGUCCCAGUCUCAGUUUGACAGCCUGGAGGACCAUCAGAAAGAGAUGUUUCUCAAGCGGGAGCUUUGGAUAAAGGAGAAUUACGAGGUCUACAAGCAGGAACAAGAGGAAGAAUUAAAGAAAAAAUUGGCAAAUGACCCUCGGUGGAAGCGAUACCGCAGGUGGAUGAAGAAUGAAGGGCCUGGACGGUUGACCUUUGUGGAUGACUGAAGAUGCUCAGGUGUUGCUAUGCCAAACCCUAAUGUGACGUCACUUGCAUAGCAGUUAUUUGGGAAAUGUGUCUGCUGCUCUCAGCAGUAACUAACGUUCACAAGUAUAUGAUUAAACAGAAUAAUGUAGAAAUUUCAACUUUCCUUAAAACUUUAUACACAAGACAUUUAUGAUGGUUCAAUUUUUAUAAUCUAUUUGUGGAUUUUGUUUAAAAAAAUAUUUGACAUGGGGACUUAUUAGUUGCCAUUUAAAAUUUUUAUAUGUUUAGUUAAAUUUGACAUGAAAUUUAUUAGAUACCAUUUAAAACUUGUGUCUGAAGUGUUUCUUCUUGGAGAGCAUUUGCUUAUGUUUCACAAUGCUACAUUGAGAAUGUCUUUGAGAGUGUCUGCUUAUGUCUUCAGAACGCUACAUGUCCCUCCUUUCCUGGUCUCUAUUUCUACAAAACAACGGCAGAAUAAUGACAACAGCACUUGAUCAGAUUAUUGUGUCUUUCUGGACACAGUUUCUCCAGGAGAAUCAUUCAACACCAUAUUGUCCUUACUGUAGUCCUUACAGGUUUGAGCAUAUUCAAUGUAUUCUCUAGGAGAGUAUUCUAGAACCUCUGCAGUUCCCGCCUAGUGAUUCUACUCUUGGUAAGAUCAGGAACUCUCCAGGAGAGUGGGUUACAUCAUGUCCUUGUGGGAUGUUCUUGAUUCCAGUCUCAUUAUAGGACUGACUGUUUUCUCAAACAUUUCUGCAGAGGGGACCUUGUGAAAAGGUCUUUUAUACCACCAACUUGCUGCCUCCCUUCCUCCCUCCCUCUCUUUUUUCUCUUUUCCUUCCCUCCCUCCCUCACUCUCUCCCUACCUGCAUUACUUGUGUGGUUAAACUGUAGUGCACAUGAGAGUCUUUAUGUGCACUUGAGCUAGAAAGAAGACAGGUAUGGCUGUGCUGCUCUCGGCCUCUAGGGUGCAAGUGUGUCUUUAUACUUAUGGAAGUGAACGUAAAUGGCAGAAUGACUGAGAAUCAAACCUGAUACUCUACCAAAGUUCCAUACCCACUCACAUACAGUGCUCCUGUUCAAGAUCUACCCUACUGCUUCAUACUAAUACAAUGGUUGUGGUACACGUGCUGCCUGCUAGGCUAUGUAAAGAUUAAGAUAUUACUUUUGUAGCAUAUACUUUUAAAAGAUUAGUGUAGCAUAAUAGGUAUGAAGGAUUUAUUUCUUAAGUGAAGUAAAUUGAUCCUUUUAAAAGCUCAGCCCAGCCCAGGGACUGAAUAGCUUGGUUGGUAAAGUGCUUCCUUGCAAACAAUGGGGACUGACUUUGCACACAUACCCCCAACACCGUCUCAUGUAAAAUACACCAGACAGUGGUGGCAUGCUCAAAUAGAACCUGUCUCAAAAAGAAGGUGGAGAGCACCUGAAAAUGAAAGCCAAGCCUGUCCUCUGGCCCUCACAUAUACCCACACACUUGUGUAUCUGCACACACACAGGCACACAAAGCUCGGUCCAUAUUACAUGCAUGAGUCCAUCCUUGCCAAUUAGCCAGAAGACUUAAGGUCAGUUAUUUUAAUGUGAAUGAAUAAUUUCAAGUGCUAAUUACAAGAGUAGAAUUUGACCAGGCUGUCAGUAGGGCUUUUUGCAGCUCUGGGCUUCUGAAAUAAUAUAAUUUUUAGAGUUCUGUAAACUUUAGUUGGAAAUGUUUGUGUGUUCAUUAUUCUUUAGGGCUAUGGAGAAUCAUAGAGUUAGCACCUGUUGCUCAUUAUUAUUUAAGAACAAAUUUACGUCAUAAGGACCAGAAAGAAAUACCAGUACUAGUGUAUCUCACCAUUUUCCAAACGUCUCUGACUGCCUAUAUUUUUCUAGGUUCAUUUCUGCUACUCUGACAAACACCAUGACAGAAAGCAGUAGAGGGAGGAAAGGGUUUCUAUGGCUUAGAGUUGCAGGUUACAGUCCAUCAUUCUGGUGAAAGGCUGAAACUCAAGAUAGCUCGUAGUAUCAUACCCUCAAGAGCAAAGAGAGAAUACAUGUAUCUUUGCCUAUCAUGUAGUUCAGGAUUUCCUUCCUAGGGAAUGGUGCUGCCUGCAGUUGACUUAGUUGGCUUCCUACAUCACUUAAUUACCAAGACAGUCCCCAGGCAUACCCACAGACCAACCUCAAUGAGGCUCUGUUCACAGUUAAUGUGAAGUCAUCAGGUUGACAGUAAAGACUGACUAGCAUACCUCUUUGUAAGGAGAAGAGAAAGAAAGAUGUUCAGCCAAUGAGGACUAUGUAUUGUUGGAUAUUCUUUUGUCUGUCUUUUUUUAUUUCUGUAUUAUAUUUCUAGAAUUGUCCACUGAAGGCUGCUUAUGUGGGAACUUGGGCACAGUCAUUGCAUGAAUCAAGGUGGACUCUUGUAGAAAGAUGGUGGGUUUUCCUCUUCCCUCUGUUCACUGUGCUUCAAAUUCUCAGGAAAAAGAAAAGACCAUUGCUUGCAAUAAUCAUUGUACUUCACCGCACUCAUUUUAGAGACACCCAAGAGGGCUCAAGGCCCUUACAGCCCUGUUAGUGUGGGGAGGAGGGUGGCCUGCCAGAUCAUGGCUGGUCAUUGCUGCUUAUUUCUCAUCGGUUCGUGUGAUUGAAGUCUUCAAAAUUACCCUGUGGGUUUUAUUCAUAUAAAUGCCUUCCUUACAGA
This is a messenger RNA of Grammomys surdaster, 3781 nucleotides long. It is a transcript of the gene Dnajc25, whose product is annotated as DnaJ heat shock protein family (Hsp40) member C25. Gene Ontology annotation, biological process: protein folding. Lineage: Eukaryota; Metazoa; Chordata; Mammalia; Rodentia; Muridae. Gene Ontology annotation, cellular component: endoplasmic reticulum membrane. Bases 54 to 1127 code for a protein of 357 amino acids. The transcript has 4 exons. The record is from RefSeq and is a predicted model, not a curated record.